Papaver somniferum (opium poppy) is the source of this 912-nucleotide messenger RNA. RefSeq lists its product as uncharacterized. Bases 1 to 912 code for a protein of 303 amino acids. The record is from RefSeq and is a predicted model, not a curated record. The transcript has 5 exons. Lineage: Eukaryota; Viridiplantae; Streptophyta; Magnoliopsida; Ranunculales; Papaveraceae.
AUGGCUAGAAUUCCGUUUUCUUACUUUUUGUUCGGUUGCGUCGUUCUUCUGGUUGUUUUAUCUGCCUCCCAGCUUUCAAUAGCGGAUUAUGUAUACUGCCCAAAACAGGACGAUGCUUUUUGUCCCGGUAAAGAGUGCGAAUCCAUAAAUUUUUCUCCCGAUCUCCCCACUUGGGACUGCUCUUGGUGUUCCUACAGAUGCCAUUCGGCAUACCUUGAUGCCUUUAGAGGAUCCUUUUGUUACAUGUCUGCGAAUGGAGUAUUUGCAGCCUUAGAACCGCACUGCCUUUGCUGCUUUCAUUCUAUGGCAGAUGAAGCAACAAUGUCACCGAUGGGGACACCGAUUCCGGCACCAGUACAACUUCCUCCACCGACUCCUCCUUAUGUUGAACCUGUGGCGCCUCCACAGCCUCCCCCGGUCUUUACAGUCAAUCAAGAUCAUGCUGUUUAUUGUUACGGCGGAUAUCCAGUUACUACCCCUGUUGGUGACUGCUCAGAGUGUAACGAGAGAUGUAGAUUAGGAUCAUCCCAGCAGUAUGGACUUCCAGGAGCCUUCUUCCAGUAUGGACUUGCAGGAGUCUUUUGUUACAACACCCGUCAAGGAAAACCUUUUUGUAACUGCUGCGUCUAUGGUGAUAUGUCGUUCGUACUACCCGAUCCGGUAUUAACAGCCCCACCAAUAUCGCCGCCACCAAUUGUGCCACCAACUGCGCCACCAGUAGUGACGCCUACACCACCGACAGAUGCUCCACAAACCCCUGCAUGUGCUGAACCUGUGACUCCACCAUUACCUCCGGUUAUGUCUCCUGAUGUUGAACCUGCUGCAGCUCCACAUACUCCAAGAAAAUUUAAGAAGAAAAAGGAUCCUAAAGUUGAACCUGCUGCAGCUCCACAUACUCCUAGAAAAUUUUAA